Paraphaeosphaeria sporulosa is the source of this 1145-nucleotide messenger RNA. Its product is annotated as amidohydrolase 2. Lineage: Eukaryota; Fungi; Ascomycota; Dothideomycetes; Pleosporales; Didymosphaeriaceae. Gene Ontology annotation, biological process: secondary metabolic process. Gene Ontology annotation, cellular component: cytoplasm; cytosol. The record is from RefSeq and is a predicted model, not a curated record. Gene Ontology annotation, molecular function: carboxy-lyase activity; hydrolase activity. The transcript has a single exon. The coding region runs from base 129 to 1145 and encodes 338 amino acids.
GGACUUCAAUCUGGACUAAGUUCCUCUACUUGGACAAGCAAGACGACGCAAUUAUCUCACCUCCACCGCUCCCUCAAUCUGUCUUCCGUCAAGCCCAACACACACUUCCCGCGAAGCAACCACACGCCAUGGCACCCCUCAGCCACCCCAUCAUAACCCUAGAGGAAGCCUUCCUCUCCCCCCACGUUCCCUCCUUCUACGCCGCCCAGAACCACCCCGAUCCCCACGCCGAAUCCGGCCUCACAGGCUUUGCAACCCCCUCCCUCUUCGAAUUCGGCGCCCAACGCCUCUCCUCCAUGAACGACAACGGCAUCUCCCUGCAAAUAGUCUCGCACGUGCCGAGCCCGUUGCCCUUGGACGUCCGCACCGCCGCUGCCGUAAACGACGACGUCGCCGCGAAAAUCGCCGCGAAUCCCGCAGGCCGCUUUGCCGCGUUUGCCACACUACCGAUGAGGUACCCCGAAGACGCCGCGAAGGAGCUGCGUAGAUGCGUGAGAGAAUUAGGUUUUGUCGGCGCACUGAUCGACUCCAACUGCGGCGGGCGAUUCUACGACGACUCCACCUUCUUCCCCGUGUUCGCGGCCGCCGCAGAUUUGGACGUGCCAAUCUACAUCCACCCCUGCCCCAACGAAGCCGUCAAGCAACUCCUCUACGCGGGAAACUACUCCGCCGACAUCGCGACCUCACUGAGCGAGUACGCAUGGGGCUGGCACAACGACGCCGCCGUCUCCUUCCUGCGCCUGUUCGCCUGCGGCAUCUUCGACCGGCUGCCCGCCCUGAAAAUCGUGCUCGGCCACUGCGGCGAAAUGAUUCCGUUCCAGAUGGAGCGGACCGCAAAUGUGAUUGAGCGGCAGUGGCCGCACAUCGGGGGAGACCACAGCCGCACGUUUCGGGCUGUGUGGAAUGAGAAUGUGUGGGUUACGACGAGUGGGUUUUUCGACACGGGGAACAUGGCGUGUGUGCUGCGGCAGUGUAGGCCGGAUAGAGUUAUGUUCAGCGUGGACUAUCCGUUUGGGAAGAACGAGGCGGGCGUUGCGUUUUUGAACAAGUUGCUGGAGGAGGGGUUGGUGGAUGAGGAGGGACUGGAGAGGAUUGCAUGGAAGAAUGCGGAGGGCUUAUUGAGGGUUAAGGUGGAGACGUGGUGA